AUGACCGACGUCGAUGCCUUUAGGGAUGCGGAGCACAUCGCUGACGUCUCUGGCAUUGCCUUCGACGAUGUGGAACCGGGGCCACCCGCGCCGGCGGCGACCAGCAGCAGCAACCGUAACCAGGAUAACCCCCGCGUGAAGAAGCUCAAGUCAGCCGCGAAGGUCGCGUUUAUCGAUCGGUUACUUCGUGAUCUUGAUAUUUUGAUAUACUGUGAACUAUCGGCGGUGUAUUAUAUGGACUGCUCUAUCAUUCUUUUUGCCAUUCGCGCCGUUAUUCAACUAAUAUUUUUCACGCCUAAAGCGCCACCUUUCGACCCGACUCGUAACCAACCCUUCGUCGGCGCCAUUAUUGCCAGCAACCUAUUCUGCAUGGUCUGCCAUGCCUUUUUCGUCCGCCCCGAAGCUGGCGAGUCCACGCGGGGAUAUCUGCAUGGUGGUCUAUUCAUCGAUUUCAUUGGACAGACACCAGUGCCCGUGUUUCGACUGCUGGCCUUCGACGUACUGAUUCUCCUAGUCGAUUUCGUUAUGCUGGGAUUAAUUAUUGAGCGGGUGAAGAUGGUGGGAUCCAAGGGGGUGGCUGCCUUGCUUGCGAAUAGCAGUGGUGCCACGAACACGAAUGCAGAAGCAAAUACGGAGCAGUCGGGACAGCAACAAGAUCAUGAUGCAGAGGAACGUGGCGUGCGGAGUAAUGAGGACACGGACGAUAUCAACGAUUCUGCGCUGGAGAACACCACUGCGGAUACGGUCCCCGUGCCGGAGAUUGAUGAUGAUGUACAUGAUGAACGAACGACACUGUUAGCGGACCCGGGCGAGGGCAGUACAGAGCCAGUACUGAGAGACGGCCAUCCGUUGGAUUCAUUUUCCACGGGUCAAGCAGUGAUUAUGGAUAUGGGCUUCUUCGCUACAAUACGUGAUCAAUGGCAGUACUCGACCACGCCGAUUAGACGGGGAGGAGAGCACUAUGCGCCCUCACCACAGGCGGCCACUUUCCUUCGGGAGCGAUUGGGGCUACAAGUUGGGGUUGAUGGCCGCCUUGUACGCAUAGCACAAUAA
This is a messenger RNA of Penicillium canariense, 1053 nucleotides long. RefSeq names its product DSC4 family protein. The record is from RefSeq and is a predicted model, not a curated record. NCBI's taxonomy places the organism in Eukaryota, Fungi, Ascomycota, Eurotiomycetes, Eurotiales, Aspergillaceae. Gene Ontology annotation, biological process: protein processing; SREBP signaling pathway. The transcript is spliced from 2 exons. Bases 1 to 1053 code for a protein of 350 amino acids. Gene Ontology annotation, cellular component: Dsc E3 ubiquitin ligase complex.